UGAACGACUCAGUGACGCAAGCGGAAGUGUUUAUAAAUACAGCUGAUUGCCUUUCACGUGAGGAGGACCUCUUGAAACCCUUCUUGCAUCUGGUUUAUUUCAGUGAUACUGUCAUUUAUGUCUUCUGCACUUCGUAAACAGUGGGGAUUUUAACAGCGUUUCUAGACUAAAGAGGAUCAUGUUACAUCUCGCCUCGCUUAGGGGCGAUCAGACCCGGGCAUUGUGAAUCCCGUCUGUGGGAACCCGAUCUGAAGUGAUCGGAUGUGGAGGAAUGAUCCCACUUUGCAUCCUCUCCGUGGCUCUGUGACGACAUGACGACGGGGAAAUAGACAUUUCUACAGACCUAGGCACUGGGUCCUUCUGAAGGAACCACAUAGUCUUGUUUUGGACUUGGACAGCAGCCAUGUCUCAACUUAUUGAUUCGGAUGAAAGCACUCCUCUGCUCAGAGACGAUGCGAGCAGUGACGACUGCCAGGACGCAGACUACAAGAGCCGGUGGAGGUCCAUCAGAAUCAUGUACUUUACCAUGUUUCUCAGUAGUGUGGGGUUCACCAUCGUCAUAACCUCCAUCUGGCCCUACUUGCAGAAGAUCGACCGCGGCGCAGACGCCAGCUUCCUGGGCUGGGUGGUGGCAGCCUACAGCCUGGGCCAGAUGGUGGCCUCGCCCCUUUUCGGCCUCUGGUCCAAUCACAGGCCUCGCCGGGAGCCGCUGGCGUGCUCGCUGCUGAUCAACGUGGGGGCCAACGUGUACUACGCCCUGGUGGCCCUGCCGCCCGCCGGCAACCGCUACCACAUGCUGGCGGCCCGCGCCCUGGUGGGCUUCGGCGCAGGUAACGUUGCCGUGGUGAGGUCCUACGUUGCCGGGGCGACGUCGUUGAAGGAGCGGACCAACGCCAUGGCCAACAUGAGUGCCUGCCAGGCUCUGGGCUUCAUCCUGGGACCAGCCCUCCAGGCGGCCCUGUCCUUCAUCGGGGAGACGGGCGUGGCCGUGGGGGGCGGCGGCCUGCGGCUCAACAUGUACACCUCCCCCGCCCUGCUGGCCGCGCUGCUGGGGGUCCUCAACAUCCUGCUGGUGAUGCUGGUGCUCAGGGAGCAUUUCGUGGACGACGAGGGGAGACACCUCUGCGCCAUCAACUACGGGUCGGAGGAUCAAGUGGAGCUGCAGGAGGCGGAGGGCGACAUCGACCCCAUCGCCGUGCUCACCUCCAACCUACUCUUCUUUGUCAUCAUGUUCAUCUUCGCCGUCUUCGAGACGAUCGCCACGCCCCUGUCCAUGGACAUGUUCGCGUGGGCCCGGACGGAGGCGGUGCUCUACAACGGCAUCAUCCUCUGCGCCAUCGGCUUCGAGUCCAUCGCCGUGUUCCUCGUGGUCAAGGUGGUGGCUCAGAGGGUUGGAGAUCGUCCCGUGCUGCUGGGGGGCCUUAGCAUCAUAUUCUGUGGCUUCUUCGUGCUGCUGCCAUGGGGGGACCAGUACCCCCUCCUCCAGUGGGAAGACAUCAAGAACAACUCUGUGGUGAACCAGACGUUCUCCAGCCCCCUCUCCAUCGCCCCCCUCGCCCCAGGGGCCUCCAACGGCACGGUGGGGCCCAGAGGCUGUCCCUUGGCCCAGAGCUGGUGCCAGUACACGCCCUCCAUCCACCUGGGCCAGUUCGUCAGUGCUGACGUGCUCAUCGGAGCCGGCUACGCCGCCUGCAACGUCAUGUCCUACACGCUCUACUCCAAGAUCCUGGGGCCCAAACCGCAGGGCGUGUACAUGGGCUGGCUGACAGCGUCGGGGAGCGGGGCCCGGACGCUGGGCCCCGUGUUCGUGUCCAACGUGUACACGCGCCUCGGCCCGCGCUGGGCCUUCAGCGUCAUGUGCGGCCUGGUGGCGGCGGGCGUGGCUCUCCUGGCCGCGCUCUACCGCCGGCUGGUCCCCUUCUCCGUCCGCCACCGGAGGGCCAGGGACACGUAGCCCCCCCCCCCCCCCCCCCAGCGUAGGGGAGGACCGGGGCGCGGCUUCUGACAUCACAGGUGGGCGUGUUCACCCAGAUGUGUGACGGAUGGAUGCCCGACGGUCGCUGCUCGGCCGACUUUCAAAACGGCUUGUAAAGGCUGAUCACACUCACACCUGGUUGGAGAAUAGGUUCCCCAUUUCUAAUCAAUAUAUGAGUGGUGCAUUUCUUUUUUUGGAAACACUAUUGUAACAACAGCACUAUCGGCAAUGUGUGAUAAGUAUUGUGAAUGAUGAACAAAGCUUUGGUCCCAAUUACUCUGUUAUCCAUAUUGGUAUUAGGGCUACGUCUUCUGCGUAUGUUUUGAACAAGCAAUGUUACUUUCCGUUAUAUUAUUUGGCGAAUGAUUUUAUUGUACUGAUUUUAGACGAUUGUAAUUCACAACAGGGAUGUAAAUAAGUGGACUGAUAGUUUAAAGUGUAAAUAUUGAGUGAUUCAUGAUAUUUUUUACGUGUGUAUGAAUGGAAUUUUCAGUCUGUCAAGAAAUGGAGGUGUGUGUGUGUGUGUGUUUGGGGGAGUGUGCGGGGGUGUGAUAGAAUUUGAAUACGGCAACUACCUUGUUUAAAUAAUCUAUGAAAAUAAUGUGAUUUAUUUUGAAUGACGAAUCCAAAGAAAUGUUGAAGGGAAACGUUCAUCAACAAUUAAAAUAUGGAAAUAAGCAAUGUCUUUCAUAGUUAUUUGUGUUAAGCAUGAAAUCUUUCAUAGUUCGUAUAUGCAUUUAGUUGAUUCCAUUGUGUGAGGGCUAUAGGUGAGACCACGAUUUUUAAAUGACUAUUAAUGUUAUUAAUAAUGAUGCAUACGUCUGCUGACGUACACGUUUCAAUGUACAUGCCCGAGGGGCUUUGCUGAGGUGUGUAGGACUGCUGUGUACGUCUCAUGUCUUGCCAGUCUUGUGAGCCAGUGUUGUGCCCGCAACAGGAUGUGGUCCGCCUGGGUUAUCACAAGACACAAAGGAACACACACAACUAUAUCACCCAAAUCCUAACCUUAAGAAGCAGGAUUACAGCUCUGCUAAGAAUAUCUUCUGAGAACUAUCUGUUAAUUAAAUACAUAAAAAAUACUUAAAUACAUUGCACUUUCUAAAAUGCUCAUUUAUUGCAUAUGUUGUCUUUUACUUAUUUAUUAUUUUAUUUUAUUGUAUGGCAAUGUUUAUGCGAGAAGUAGUUUGAGUCUUUGUGUAUGAAAAGUGCUAUAAAAAAUAAAGUUGCCUUUCCUUG
This is a messenger RNA of Gadus macrocephalus (Pacific cod), 3211 nucleotides long. RefSeq names its product major facilitator superfamily domain containing 8 (gene mfsd8). Gene Ontology annotation, molecular function: transmembrane transporter activity. The transcript has 12 exons. The record is from RefSeq and is a predicted model, not a curated record. Bases 404 to 1954 code for a protein of 516 amino acids. Gene Ontology annotation, cellular component: lysosomal membrane. Gene Ontology annotation, biological process: transmembrane transport. NCBI's taxonomy places the organism in Eukaryota, Metazoa, Chordata, Actinopteri, Gadiformes, Gadidae.